ACAAAAAUUGACCUCAAAUGUUCCACAUGCCGAAACGUGCUUGUUAUGUGUGAAUAUAACGAUGCAGUUCUGCUCAUUACGGAGGAACAAUGGCAACACAUCAAAGGAAAGCCGGAAGAAAUCCACACAGACAUACCGGAUGACGGACUGAUUGAGCGGGCACGCAUGGCAGAGGAGUCCAGAAAACUGAAAGCGCACUGGAGCAACACCCUUGAAGUAAACAUGCGUAAAAAAGCCCUUAUGAAACGUCAAACGAAAGAUAAACUGGAACACGAAGCGGUAAAACUCGAAGAAGAAUGCGAGCGAGGUGCCGAAGACAGAGCUCGAGAGGUCAUACAAUACGCUCAACGACUAGCCGUGAAAAACACUGAAGAAAUGAGGAAUUUUCAGAAAGCGUUAUCACUUGCGGAAGCGGCAACGUAUUGGAAAGCUCAGUGCGAACAUAAUCAAAGCCUGCGUGAAAAACGACAAGAAAUGGAACGCCAUCAAGCCUUGACAAUUUGUCGGCCGGAAAAUGAGCACUCGCAACUCAAAGCGGCACCGUUCUCUAAUAAAAAAAUCGAAAAAUCGGAAAAUCACAAAAAUGGCAGGAUAGCAUACCUGCAUGAACGCGCAGAAUAUAUGAAAGAGUAUAAUGAUAAACUUCGAGCCGAAGACGCAGAAACUGAGGAAGAUCACAAUGCACGGAAAUGCAGUCUUCGGCAGGAUUACGCUACAGAAUUAGACAUUAGACAGGCUGCAGCACAGCAAACCAUGGAACAAGACCAACUGGAAAAUCAAAUCAGAAAAAAUUAUAUUCAAAUGAAACUGGAAAGAGCGAUAAACUUGCGAAACGACGAUACGGAAUGCCAAAAUCAAAUGCGUAACGAAAAGGUCACAGCUGCAACCACCUUUGAAUCAACAGAUGCCCGUUUAAACGCAGUGAUCGAUACGCUCGUCCGAAAAGGAGUGCAGAAACAGGAGGAAAUCGAAGCGCAAAGAGAUCAAGAGAAACAAAACAGAACCAAUCUGGCUUAUGAGCUUGCGUCAUUUAAUAAGCAGCUAGCGACUGAACGCCAAAUUGGAGAAAAAAGAGAUCUAAAGCGAGAAAAUUCUGAAUAUCAAAAGAUGCUUGAAACCAAAGCAAAACCCUCAAACGCACCAAAUUCGUCUGAUGCCGAAGUGAAAGCACACCAAACAAAGGAAUUGCUAGAGUUCUGGGACGAGCAAAAGAGAGUUUCCGUUCACCAGCGAGAGGACGAGAAAACAAGAGACGCUAAAACUGCUGAAAAGGAAAUACAGAGAGAAAAGGUUCGCACAGAAAAGAUUCUCGAAACUAUGGACCGCGAAAUCGAAAAGCGACGAAUAUUAGGGUGGAACAUCGCACCAAUGUUGCGAGCAAAACAACAAUUUGAAGACGGCAGUCUACCGUGAUUUCGCAAUGGUUAUGGUCUGUGAACCACAUUUAAAGCGUUUGAAAUUCUGUGAAACACCGUUAACGGACUUCAAUGUAAAUUACUGGGGUUCACAUUUUUCGGAAUUGUUAACUUGUUUAAUACUGCUUUCAAGAUUAAAACAUCAACA
Molecule: messenger RNA, 1563 nt
Organism: Paramacrobiotus metropolitanus
Lineage: Eukaryota; Metazoa; Tardigrada; Eutardigrada; Parachela; Macrobiotidae
Product: meiosis-specific nuclear structural protein 1-like
Exons: 7
Coding region: 46-1413 (455 amino acids)
Source: RefSeq, a predicted model, not a curated record